Lachancea lanzarotensis is the source of this 1239-nucleotide messenger RNA. It is a transcript of the gene AIM22, whose product is annotated as LALA0S13e01376g1_1. NCBI's taxonomy places the organism in Eukaryota, Fungi, Ascomycota, Saccharomycetes, Saccharomycetales, Saccharomycetaceae. Gene Ontology annotation, cellular component: cytoplasm; mitochondrion. The transcript has a single exon. The coding region runs from base 1 to 1239 and encodes 412 amino acids. Gene Ontology annotation, biological process: protein lipoylation. Gene Ontology annotation, molecular function: lipoyltransferase activity. The record is from RefSeq and is a predicted model, not a curated record.
AUGGUAGGGCUUCUACGGAGCUUAAACCCCGUCUGUGGAUUUUUGCGGCAUUCACGGAGCCAAUGUCGGUUUUUGGGCUCAAAAGCACCAUUUGAUCUGGACUUAGACGCCCAAAAUGAUAAAUAUUCGGAGGUGAACAAUAUGUACACGAAACUGUUCACAGGAGAAAGUUCAGAAAGCACAACCCUAGUUUCAGAAGUUAACAAAACAGAUUCAAAUCUUUACGAAUCGGAAGUGGAUGAAUUUAAUGCAGAGCUCGCUGAAACUUACGAUUUUUCACCCAAAAUUCUUUCCGGGGAAGAGCUGGCUAAACUUGUCAAAACGCCAGGACGGUUUAUGAUUCAAAGUCUGUCCAAAAAUCCGUACUACAACCUGGCGGUUGAAGACUAUGUAUUCAAAAACACUCCUGUGGAAAAAAAUGGAUCCUUCUCUAAUGAGAGGCUCCUUUUUUAUGUCAAUGAUAAAUGCGCGGUCAUCGGCAAGAAUCAAACACCCUGGAAAGAACUAUUUCUGCAGAAUUGCAAGUCUCGGGGCUACCAGUAUGUACGGCGGCUCUCUGGGGGAGGAGCUGUCAUACACGAUCUCGGAAAUGUGAAUUAUUCCUACUUAACAUCUCGGAAUGCGUUCCGACGUGAAUACUUCAAUGAGCAAAUCGUGGCAUGGCUGACACAGGUCCGUCCAGAGACAAAUAUAAGUCUUAACGAACGUGGUGAUAUUCAACUAGAUGAUCUAAAAAUAAGCGGGAGUGCUUUCAAAAUUGCUGGCGGAAAAUCCUAUCACCACGGCACGAUGUUAGUGAAUGCCAACCUGGCUUCUUUCAAAGGUCUACUCAAGCCGGCUCAUAUCGAUGGUAUUUGUUGGUCGGGGGGCAGUGUUGAUAGCGUCAGAUCUCAUGUCAAGAACAUACAGGACGCAGGUUUUAAGAGUACAAACGAGUUUAUUGAUAUUUGUAUUAGAGGUUUCAGAUCCACUUUUCAAGAAGACGUCCCCGUUUAUUUGGUCGACGAGGUCAAUACUCAGACGGACAAUAUUAUGGAAACCACGGACCAGCUGGCCAGCAAUGAAUGGUUAUACGAUAGCGGGCCGAAAUUCACCGUCACUUUGGGUAGUUUUAAGUUCUCGGUAGAGAAAGGCCUGAUUGUAGACUCUUCGAUGCCUCAUAUGAAGGGCAAGCGAUUCAAGACUUUUGUUGACUCGUUGAAUAAUCAAGAAUUUGAAACUCUAAAGACAACGAUAUGA